AUGACAACGAGACGCGCAACGACUGUCCGUCACAAUCGCCUCCACUCCUCGUCGAAUGCCGGGGUUGACGAGAUGGGAACCGCGAUACGAGGGGAAUCCUCGGAUAUAGAAUCCUUGAUGCGUGAUCUAGAUGCUUCAGAGAGGGAAAACAUCCGCUUGAAGGACCAGGUUUUAUCGCUACAAUCACUUUUAGCGCAGAGACCGAGUCCUGAAGAGCUAAAAAAGGCGAGGGAGACAGCACGAAAUGUCGAGCUAUUACUCGCAGGCGCGAACAGGGAGAACGAGCGAGCAAUGAUGGAGACUGAGCGAGCCAAUCGAAGAAUCAAGAUACUCGAAGACGAACUGGCGAGGCUCGCGGGAGAGAACUGGCAGACAACACUCGACCUGGCGCCUGGACGAACCUCUCUCGAUGCGCCGGAACGUCCCUCCCCUGCACCAGUCUCGAUCGCGCCACCGCCUACAGUCACAGCUGAAUACCUAGAACAAAUGCGUCUCCUAAUUAUUGGAAUGGAAACCCACCUUCAAUCUCGAGAGGAAGAAUUGAGCAAGACAUUGUCAAUAGCAGAAGAGAAGGAGAAACAACUUCAGGCGAUGAAACGGCCAGACUUGUCUUCGUAA
This is a messenger RNA of Serendipita indica DSM 11827, 618 nucleotides long. NCBI's taxonomy places the organism in Eukaryota, Fungi, Basidiomycota, Agaricomycetes, Sebacinales, Serendipitaceae. The record is from the annotation of a GenBank genome assembly.